AUGGCGCCUUGCUCUGCUGAAGAUCGGUGGCGAGAUCUUCUCCCGUUGCCGCUUCUUGAGCCCGACAAGCACGAACAUAGUCGGAAUGAGUUUUUGAAGGAGUCUGCUUGUGUGAGGAGGCACAGGGCGAGGCGAAAGGACAACCUUGACAAGACCAACGAGGUGAUCCAUGCCUUGAACGCUAUGGCGGGGUUCGACGUGCCCUGCACUUUGAAGCCCACUCCAAACCAGGCGCAUUCGCAAUCGAGUUUACUUCGUAGAGUUGCUCACCUACCCCGUUCCCAGGAGAGAGUGUUCCAGCGUGAGGCCAUUCGUGAGCUUCUGCUUGAUUGUCCGUCUUCUCCCUAUGUGUCGGAUGGAGGCGGGACCGGAAGUGUGAGAGCUUAUCAGAGAGACCUUGUGUCAUUGCCGGAGUCGGGGGCCGAACCUCUUGAGGCCACGGCUUUGAUAGAUGAUCAAGGGCGAGAAAUUUUGGAGAGAUUUGAGAGCACCAUGUUUGUCGGGGAGGACGUGAGCCAUGGUUCCCCCAUCAAGCCAUACAUGGACGACACCCUUAGAUCCUCACCGAAGGCCUAUGCCCAGUUCAUCUCCGACAUCUUCGAGCGGGGGAUGAUUGAUUUUGACAGGACCGCCACUAGCAUCAUCACACCAUUCUUUGUGAGCAAGAAGAGUGGCAAACUGAGGUUAGUGCUUGACUGCAGGGCUAGCAAUCAACAGUUCGAUCGCCCACCUGAUAUCGCGCUCGCAGCAGGGUAUACGUUUGCACAACUUGAACUACCUGAAGGGGAAUCCCUUUUUGUUGCACAAAGCGAUGUCCGCGACUAUUUUUAUUCCAUUGGCUUGCCGCAAGGACUUCGACGAUACUUCGCCUUGCCGCCGAUCCCAGCAUCUGCGCUGCCGGCAGGUGUGGGCGUCAUUGCGGAGAGUGAGGGAGAGUUGUGGUACCCUAGGAUGAAGGUCGUCCCGAUGGGAUGGAGUUGGGCCAUGUGGAUUGCACAGAGAAUACACCAGCAUCAAGCUUCAGUGGCAUUGGCAUGCAGCCCCGAUCAGGUCCUGGUCGACGGGAGGCCUCCGCCUUCUCUGGAGGCCGGGUCUCCUCUGCUCAUUCCCUAUGCCGAUAACCUCAAUGUCUGUGGCACAAACCAAGCUGCAGUCCAGAGUGCAAAGGACAAGGUGGUUGAGCAGUUGCGUAGCGUUGGAUUCCGGGUGCAUGAAGAAGAAGACGCGUCGUUGCGUGUCCAGGCGCUUGGCUUUGUCAUCGAUGGUGAAAAGGGUGAGGUGCAUCCUAUCGCAGCUAGGCGUGACAAGGUCCGGCUUGGGUUACUUUGGUUAUCCAAGCGCCCUAAAGUUACCGGCAGAGCCAUCGAGCGUAUCGUUGGGCACUGUGUUCACUUAUUCAUGUUGCGCCGGGACCUUCUCUCCAUCUUCCGCUCAGUGUAUGACUUCAAGAUCGCCAAUUAUCAUAAACCGUGUCGUUUAUGGCGCACUGCAGCGGAAGAGUGUAGGAUUGCAGCUGCUCUCAUCUUGACGUGCUAUGCUGAUCUACGUAAGCCUUGGUGUCCUACCAUUACGGCUAGCGAUGCUUCUCUCAGUGGCACUGCCGUAGCUGCUCUGACCGUCGAGUCAGGCCAGGUUCAAACGAUCGGCGUAUGCAGAGAAAUGUGGCGUUUCAAGUCAAAAGAUCCAUUGGCCAAGGCCAGGGAUGCGGCUCUGUGUUUGGACCCAUUUGUGCACCAUGAGACUGUCAUGUCACUUGACCCAGCAGAGAGAGAUCCAUUUCAACUCAACCUUGACUUCCAGCAUGUGCCUGUGCAGAUCGCGUGCCAUCCUGAGUGGAAAUUGCAAUUUGCUUGCCGCAUGCACAAGCCAGAACACAUCACGCUUCUUGAGGGGCGGGGGACUGUGCAAGCGGUUCGACACAAGAUGAGGGUUGAGGGCAACUAUGGCAUGAAACAUUUGCACCUUGGUGACAAUUUGGGCAUGGUUCUUGCUUUUGACAGGGGUAGGGCUAAAGCUGUGCCACUGUUAAUUUGUUGUCGGCGUGCAACGGCCUUUGCGAUUGCGGGCGACUGCGUCUUCACUCACAGAUGGAUCCCCUCUGAACACAACGCGGCUGAUGCCGGCUCGCGCCAGUGGGAACAGGAGAAGCCGUCCGAAACCGCGGCCAAAAGCCGCUCGAAAGAGGCCGUCACAAGCCUCUGCUACCCCAAGUCCAAAAGCUGCUUCAGCAAAGAGCAGGGCCGGGAGCUCUUAUGGGGGGUGCUUGCGGGAGCUCCCACCAAGCGCAGUCUGCGCAAAGCGCUCCAAGGGCCGGACGAAGCCACCCGGGCUUCCAAACGCCAGGCAGUGGUGGCAGCGGGCAAGCCGCGCAACCGGAACGAGGGGCACACCUUCCUAGAGACCGCGGCGGUGGCGCCGAGGACCAGCGAGGAGUACCUCCACAAGUGGAACCUGUUCGAGUCCUUUUGCAAAACCCAGAAGUUGAAGCUGCGAAAAGAGGACGAGGUGGACUACGCCUUGAACCUGUUUCUGAACCAAGCUUUCUUGGAAGGAUGGGACAUCAGCGAGGGUGUCAAAUGCAUGGCUGCAGUCACCGACCGCUGGCCCGCCUUGUCAGGUCGAGGACAGCUCCCGCGAACAAGAAGGUCCAUGCAAGGAUGGCGGAACCUCGACCCAGGUGUCACACGGCCGCCUCUGGCGUGGCCACUGGUCGCCCUGAUCGCCCUGACUGUCCUUCAGGCGGACCAGUUUGUAGCGUGCAUGGCCAUCCUCUUCAUGUUCGCCACUUACGUGCGGCCGGGAGAGGUCUUCGAGAUCCGGCGCCAGGAUCUGGUGAAAAGCAGGUCGCUCGGGCAGGUUUGGUCUGUCAAUCUCCACCCGUCGGACGACCUCCAGGAGUCGAAGGUGGAGGUAAGCAACGAGACCAUCCUGCUGGACAACAAGGAAAUCCCGUGGCUCGGAGCAGCGCUCGAGUGCAUGACAGCCAUAUCAGGAGCAGCGUUGUUUCCCACGAACUACACGGAGCUGCUCGACACAUGGCAUCGUGCUCUCAAACAACUAGGACUGGGGUUCAAGUUUGCAGUGCCUCACCAGUUGAGACACUCUGGGGCGAGUUGGGACCGCUUCAAGAACUACCGCAGUUUGUUGGAGGUCAAACAUCGAGGGCGUUGGGCGGCCGACAGCAGCUUAAAGCGGUACGAACAACAUGCAAUGGUAGCUCAGCAGUUCGAGAAGUUGGCCCCGGCGCUCAAACGACGAGCGCAAGCUGCCCCAGCUACACUGCAAGCAAUGGUCCUCGCCAAAUGUGGCCUCAAACGUCUGGGCAUCCCAUGUGAGGCAUGGGACAUUGACUAUGGUGAAGCAUGCAACGUACUCACGCCUAAGGUUGCAGCUGUGCUGUUGCAUCGCAUCGCCAAGGGGGAGUUCUCAGCGGUUCAUCUUGGCAUGCCGUGCAUUACGUGGAGCCGCGCUCGUCGCGAUGAUGGUCGUGGCCCACGCGCGCUUCGAGAUGAUCAUGCCGGCCUAUUUGGUCUGCCGUCUUUGAUGCCAUGGGAGCGAAGGAAGGUUCAAGAGGGCAACCAACUCCUGGAGUUCAGUCUUCAGGUCAUAGCGUGUUGUCAAAAGCUCGGCCUGCCAUGGUCGCUUGAGAACCCGCUUACCAGUCGUGUUUGGCUGGUCCCAGCUAUGCAGCGGUUGCAGACGCAAGGGGCAACCUUUGUCAACACGUGCUACUGCAUGUAUGGCAUGCCGUGGCGCAAGGCCACUGCUUUUCUGUGUGGCAACUUCAAUCUCUCGCUCAGAACUUGCGGGUGCAGCUUCCGUUGCUGUGAGCGAUCUGGCAAAGCACAUGUGCAUUUAGUUGGACGAGACAACAGGGGGCGCUGGCUUACCAGACUGGCACAGCCUUACCCCCACGAGCUCUGCAGUCACUACGCACUUCAGCUGCUACUUCGCCUUAAGCAUACUCCGAGGUCGGAUAUGGACCAAGAACAUUGA
Molecule: messenger RNA, 3996 nt
Organism: Symbiodinium natans
Lineage: Eukaryota; Dinophyceae; Suessiales; Symbiodiniaceae
Source: the annotation of a GenBank genome assembly